AGGCAACUGGUUAAGAACCAACAUAAUGAGCAAGACAAACAUACACUCUGACUUCAGGAGUGCUGCACACAUCCUGGUGUUACCACUCUAUGGCCUCAUGGUUCCAGUACAAAGGCACAGUGAAGAGGUGCAGCUACACAAAGACUGGAUCCUGUACCUCCUCAAAGAUUUCAUGUGGCUAGAUGAACCUAAAAUGGUACAAAUCCUUUCUCCAUUUGAUGUGUGUACUCAAUCAUCUUAAGUGUGCAGCCAGUGACAGCAUCACUGUAGCUCCCUUUGGCCACCCUGCACUUGUACAACUUUAUUGUAGGUUUGUCAACACUGAGCAAAGGGACCUCAAAGUGGUGAUUGCCCUCACAAGCAUGGCCUUGCAACUGGCACUCAGAGGAUAUUCCAGCAGAAUUAUAACCUGUUGUAUUAUGAACUUGCAGGGAACUGAACUUCUGGACUACACCAUGUUGGUGGAUGAUUUGAUUGCAUGAGGAAAGGAGAUGAUAGGAGCUCCUUAACAUCUUAUCACAUCUUUGAUAGUGUCAGAUAAUGUCAUGUACCAAUCAGACAAGCAAUAGC
Molecule: messenger RNA, 570 nt
Organism: Pisolithus orientalis
Lineage: Eukaryota; Fungi; Basidiomycota; Agaricomycetes; Boletales; Pisolithaceae
Exons: 4
Coding region: 183-482 (99 amino acids)
Source: RefSeq, a predicted model, not a curated record